AGAAGAUAGCAACAUUUUUCUUUUGUUUUUUUUAAACAUUUUCUUCGACAUUAUCACAGCAGCAUCAUAAUCUCGAUUUUACAUUACAUGAUUUUAUUUAUUCGCUGUUGUUGAUGUUGUUGUUAUUGUUGAUGAAAAACGAUAAAGCAAAAAGCAUAAAAUAGCAAACAAAAAAAAACAAAAUAAGUUUUAAAGAUUCUAUUUAUUUCGUUACUGUCAUCAAAACUGCAAUAGCAGCACAAAAUCAAGAAAAAAAAUCAAAACAGUAAUAACACAAUAAUAAAGAGAACAAUAGUAAGAGAAGAGCGCCACACUAGUGAUAAUAGUUUACUGAGUAGUAAGAAAAAAACAAAAUACAAAAUAAUAAUAAGUUUUAAGCUCAACAAUAGAGAGAAAAGCCUUUAAGCGAUAACUACUUACAAUCUCAUCAAAAACACAUAAAAAAAUUAUGUUUCAAUUUUAAAAGAGAAAGUAGAAAAACAAAAAGAAAAUAAAAUACGAAAAAUACUUAAAAUUAGAGAAGCAGUUUAAUAUUACAACAGCAGAUGUUCGGAAAGCAAUGCAAAUCAAUUUUUACAACGAAAAAACUUUUUGAUUUUCUAUCGGAAACAUUUUGUCUUCACUAUUUUGUACGACACGUCGAGUACAUAUAGAAUUGCUGCCAUACGCUUAAAACAAUAAUUUUUGGAAAAAAAAAAAGAGAAUAAUCAAGCAAGUAGUAGAAAACUUUUCAAAAUCCAAGUCAAUUCAUCACUAAGUAGUUGGAAUUAAAAUAAUUUCUUCUAUAUAAAAAAAAAGCAACGAUCAAAAGACAAAAAAAGAAAAGUAAAACAACAGAGAAAAAUCGCACAAUUUUAUUUUAUUUUUGUUGGAUAUUUCAGUUUUUCUCCGUUCAUUUUUGUUUUUUUAAUUUUACACGCCAUUUUUUUUUCAACUGCACAAUAAAAAGAGGAAAAAAAGAAGAAUUUCUUUAUUGACAUAUCCUUCCGGUUUACUGUUCCUUUACAAUUGCAACGUAUAUAACAAUAAUUUUUUUUCUAACAGGAUUCGUGUUAGAAAGCAGAAAAAAUUUUCAUUAUUUGCCUUUGGUUUUAUUGGUUUUUUUGGUUUUUACAUUAUGUGUAUUUGAAAAUACUGUCAAAAACAUAAAAAAGAAAAAAAAUAAAAAUAAUUUCAAUUUUCUAUGAAUGUUGUUGGGAAAAAAAGGAUAGUGGAAACUAUUUGAGAACAAAAUUUUAUUGAAUGAGAAGAUACUUGGAAAAUUUUUGUAACAAACUUGCAAAAUCAAAAAUCAUUGACAUUAUUGAAGGGAAAGAAUUUUUAAAAAUUUUACAGAGGAUUGAACGAAUUUUUUUAUUAUUUUUUUUGUUAUAAAUAAAUUGUUUUAUCUUAUGCAAGUUCCUUGAAGAACAUUCUAUUUGUCGCAUAAUAUAACGAAUUACAAAAAAGAAAGUAAAAUAAGGAUACUUAACGCUAGAUUUAUACGCUCAAAAAAAAAUAAGGAAAAGCUUGAAGCAAAAAGAAAUUUUUAAAAAUACAAAAAAAAAAAAUAUAAAGUGAAUUGUGUGAAAUUUUCAACUUAAAAUAAAUUUUUCAACAUUUUAUUGCAACAGCUACAGGAGCACAUUGUAUUUCAAUUGUUCUUCAACCAGGAUCGUCUGAUUUCUCCUUUUCUUUUUGUUUUUUUGGUUUGUGAUAUUGAAGUAUAUAUAAAACUUUCAACCUGGGGUUCACAAAUAUUGUACGUAGUAAUAGCCGAAUUCAAUUAGUUGAAAAUAGUGUUAAUAAUAAUAAAAAAGAAGAGAAAAUGCGACUGCCUUACAGAAAUCGUAAAAUAGCCCUAUUUUGGGUUAUGUUUGGUAUGGUAGCUAUUACAAUGUUUGUGUUCAAAUUUACUGAAUUACGUCCAACAUGUUUGCUUAGAGAUGAACCAUUAAUGAUAAGAGAAGAGAAAUAUGUGACGGGAAGUGAUCAUAAAGCCUAUUCAUAUAAUCGUGAAAUGCCAUUAAUAUUUAUUGGUGGUGUACCUAGAUCAGGUACAACAUUAAUGAGAGCAAUGUUGGAUGCACAUCCAGAUGUGAGAUGCGGUCAAGAGACACGUGUCAUUCCACGUCUGUUACAAUUACGUUCACAUUGGAUUAAAUCAGAAAAAGAGACUAUACGGCUAAAUGAAGCCGGUAUUACCAAAGAUGUAAUGGAUAGUGCCAUUGCUCAAUUUUGUUUAGAAAUAAUAGCAAAACAUGGUGAACCAGCACCACGUUUAUGUAAUAAAGAUCCUUUAACACUUAAAACGGGUUCAUAUGUAAUUGAAUUGUUCCCAAAUGCAAAAUUCUUGUUUAUGGUGCGUGAUGGUCGUGCAACAGUUCAUUCAAUUAUAUCAAGAAAAGUGACAAUAACUGGUUUUGAUUUGACAAGUUAUCGGCAAUGUAUGACAAAAUGGAAUAAAGCAAUUGAAAUAAUGAAUGAACAGUGUAAAGAAAUUGGUUCAGAUAAAUGUAUGAUGGUCUUUUAUGAGCAGCUGGUUUUACAUCCUGAAGAAUGGAUGCGAAAAAUUUUGAAAUUUUUGGAACUUCCAUGGAAUGAGUCCGUACUUCAUCAUGAGGAAUUCAUUAACAAACCAAAUGGAGUCCCACUUUCAAAAGUUGAAAGAUCAUCAGAUCAAAUAAUUAAACCAGUUAAUUUGGAAGCUUUAACAAAAUGGGUUGGUGAAAUACCAGAAGAUGUUGUACGUGAUAUGGCAAAUUUAGCACCAAUGUUAUCAAAAUUAGGUUAUGAUCCAUAUGCGAAUCCACCAAAUUAUGGUAAGCCAGAUGCAUGGGUACAGGAUAAUACGUAUAAGGUCAAGGCCAACAAAAUGCUAUGGGAUCAUAAAGCAAAACAUAUAUUAGGUUUACCAUCUGAAGAGGUUUAUAUUAAAUCAUAUGAACUGACUAAUAACAAUAUACCAGAUUUGUUAUCAGAUAAUAAUAAGAAAAAUAAUAAUGAAAAUAAUAAUGAUAAUAAUGAAAAUAAUAAUGAUAAUAGUAAUAAUAAUAAUAUUAUAAAUAAUAGUAGUCAAAAUAAUAAUAAUAAUAAUAAAUUAUAUAAUAUUAAAAAUAAUCCAGAAUUAGAACAGGAAUUAUUGCAAGAAUCAACAAUACAAAGGCAAUAACAGUUACAACAAUUACAAUCACAACAAUAUAAUAGUAUAAAACAACAACAGAAACCGAAAUCAAAAAAACAACAUCAUAAUUAUCAUAAAGAAAAUAUGGAAAAUAAUAAUAAUGAUAAUAAAAAUAAUGAAAUUAAUAGUAGUAAACAGAAUCAAAGAAUAAAUAAGGAAAAUUUUCCAAGUGGAAAAACAUGAUACCGGAUACCGAAACGUGUUAUACAAAUUAAGACGCAUAAAACCUAAAAAAAAAAUUAAAAUAAAUUUAAAAUGCCUAAAUACAGAGAAAAAA
Condylostylus longicornis is the source of this 3440-nucleotide messenger RNA. RefSeq names its product protein-tyrosine sulfotransferase (gene Tpst). Lineage: Eukaryota; Metazoa; Arthropoda; Insecta; Diptera; Dolichopodidae. Gene Ontology annotation, cellular component: Golgi apparatus. Gene Ontology annotation, biological process: peptidyl-tyrosine sulfation. The record is from RefSeq and is a predicted model, not a curated record. Gene Ontology annotation, molecular function: protein-tyrosine sulfotransferase activity. The transcript has 8 exons. Bases 1808 to 3151 code for a protein of 447 amino acids.